GCAAAUAUUUGAAAUUUUUGCGCUAUUUAAAUAGUCGCAAUAAGUUCCAUUGGAAAUAAGUGAAUUUGCAAAGAAUAAUGAGUAGCUGGGAGGAAGAGAAGGACAAAUACCUCAAAUUACUCCCUGAAGCGAAGCAAAAAAACUUCAUCCGUUUGGAAAAAAUACCCACAUGGAAACAUUUGUGUGAAUCCGAAAUUUUGCCGGAUCCAGUUUUUAUGAAGGAUAACUGUGCCUUAGAUAUAAGCAAAAAUGAGAUACUAGCGGAAAAAGUUUCUAUAUUUGAUGGGGAUAUUACUCUGCUAGCGAUAGAUGCAAUUGUUAAUGCAGCAAAUUCUUCACUUUCUGCCAUUGAUGGUCUCAGCGAGACAAUACACAAUAUUGCUGGGCCCUCUCUUGAACUAGAAUGUAGUACUUUAGCACCUUGUAAAACUGGGGAAGCUAAAAUAACCGGUGGAUAUAAAUUACCUGCUCGCUAUGUGAUUCAUACGGUGGGCCCACAAGGAGAAUAUCCUGAAAAAUUGAAGAGGUGCUAUAGGGAGAGCUUGGAAUUGCUGAUUUCGAAAAAUUUGAGAACCAUCGCCUUCCCAUGUAUUUCCACUGGAUCCAAUAAUGGAUAUCCCAAUCUACCAGCCGCUCAUGCAGCAGCUUAUCAAGUAAGGAAAUUCUUGGAGGAUAAUGGUGAUAAAAUAGAUAGAGUGAUUUUUUGCCUGAUGUCAGAAAAAAACAGGAAGACUUACAGAGGAAUACUUCAAACGUAUUUUCCUCUUUCACAUUAAAAUAAUUUUGUAUAUGUCAGAAAUGCAGAGUUUUAGUAAUGUAAAAUGUUUUGAUUUUUCUUCAAAUUAAUAACUUAGUUGAAUAAAAUAGUGAAAUCAAA
Coccinella septempunctata (seven-spotted ladybird) is the source of this 877-nucleotide messenger RNA. Its product is annotated as ADP-ribose glycohydrolase MACROD1-like. The coding region runs from base 78 to 776 and encodes 232 amino acids. NCBI's taxonomy places the organism in Eukaryota, Metazoa, Arthropoda, Insecta, Coleoptera, Coccinellidae. The record is from RefSeq and is a predicted model, not a curated record. Gene Ontology annotation, cellular component: nucleoplasm. Gene Ontology annotation, biological process: purine nucleoside metabolic process; peptidyl-glutamate ADP-deribosylation; DNA damage response. The transcript is spliced from 3 exons. Gene Ontology annotation, molecular function: ADP-ribosylglutamate-[protein] hydrolase activity.